This is a messenger RNA of Volvox carteri f. nagariensis, 723 nucleotides long. RefSeq lists its product as uncharacterized. The coding region runs from base 1 to 723 and encodes 240 amino acids. Lineage: Eukaryota; Viridiplantae; Chlorophyta; Chlorophyceae; Chlamydomonadales; Volvocaceae. Gene Ontology annotation, biological process: vesicle-mediated transport. The record is from RefSeq and is a predicted model, not a curated record. The transcript has 4 exons. Gene Ontology annotation, cellular component: membrane.
AUGGAGGGGUUCCUGAAGGCCAUAGGUGCUAGUGGGGUCCGGGGACCCCAGAAAACGCAACCGUCAUUGCUCGCAGACUGGCAGGAUUACUCAAGCCGUGGCUCCGAUCUUGAGGCUGGUGGUGGCGCGUCAACAAGUUCUACUUCAGCGCUGUUUCAGUCUGCAGAGCAGGCGGGCACCAAGGUGACAAGUUUCCUUUCCGAAUCCUUUAAAACAGUACAAACUGGAGUUACAACUGGAGUAAAUUCUGUCGCAAGUGGAGAAGCGUUCAGCAUACCAAGCGGACAGGCGUUGGUCUACUUCUUUUCUUUUAUGGCAGCUGGAGCUGUGUUUUUGAUGUUAGCGUUCAUGCUCUUUCUGCCUGUCGUUAUCUUGGCACCCUCGAAGUUUGCACUCAGCUUCACCUUGGGUUGCCUCAGCAUCAUGGUCGGCUUCAUGCAGCUCCGUGGCUGGAAGCAGCAGCUCCAGCACAUGAUGUCUUCCGAGCGAUUGCCAUACUCCAUGGGCUACAUUGGCAGUGUCCUGGCCACUCUGUACGCCGCACUCAUCAUGCGGUCCUAUCUCUUGUCGCUGCUGUGCUCGGGAUUACAGGUCGUGGCGCUGCUAUAUUACUUGAUGUCGUACUUCCCGGGCGGCGCCAACGGUGUCAAGUUUAUGCUGGGCUUGUUCUACCAGGCGGCUCUUCGCUGCUUCAACAGCGUGUACGCCAUGGUUGCCAAAUGA